AUGGCCCCUGAACCAAGAGCUGACAGCGGCGCAAGCGCCGAGAACAACACUGCUGGGAAGUUUUGGGAGUCUCUCGAAGCCAUCCAAGACAUCACCAACAGGGCCGCGGAAAAGGCCCUGGACAAGAUCGCAGACCGCAUUGCCGACGAGGUGGCCGGGGAGGUGCCCCGCGAGUUCAUCACUGAAGUCGCCGACGCGGUGAGGGAGACGCUCGGGCUCUGCUUCGCCAGCUUUGGCGCAGACAAAACAAUUCCUGCUACGGCAGUCGAAAUUUCAGACGAUUCUGCAGACGAAGCCGGAGACGAAGCUGCAGACGAAGAAGAGGAAGAAGAAGAGAACAAAGCAGAGGACGAAGCAGAGGACGAAGUUGCAGACAGAGCUUCAGACGAAGCCGCUGGUGUAGCAGCCAGCGAAAUCAACAACAACAACAACCCCGAGCACAGCUCCAAGACCUCGCCCGAAGAGAACGGCAGUCACCCCGCUUCUCCUCGCCAGACUACACCUCCCGAGGCUGCGCCGGCCCAGACCAGACUCAAGCGCCAGAGCCCCGACCGCGAAGAGGAAGAGCCAGAGUACCCCAACAAGAGGGCCAAAGCCAUGAGCGACCCGGAGACCCGCCGCCGCAACCCCAAGCGAAAAGCGACCGAGACGCGGGAGCCCAGCCGAGAGAUCGUGCUGCCCGAGAACCCCUUGGAGGAGGCAUUGCGUCCUCUUACGGACGAUGAGAAGGCCGAAUGGGAAGGCUGGGCCGAGGUAGAGUCGGAGCCGGCCAUGUUUAAUAUAAUUCUCGCCAAGCUGGGAGUUCCAAAUGUUAGGGCCAAAGAGCUCUUCACUUGCGAGAAUUGGGACUUAAGUUAUCUGCCGCAGCCCGUACUCGGCCUUGUGUUUCUGUUUAAAUACGCGCCGGACCUAGAGGAUGACAGCGACGGUGACGACAAGGACGGCAAGGAUCUCGGCGGGGUCUGGUUUGCCAACCAGACAACCGCAAACUCCUGCGCCUCUGUUGCGCUGCUCAACAUCAUCAUGAACGCCGAGAACAUCAACCUCGGCACCGAGCUCCAGAACUUCAAGGCGUCCACUCAGGGACUCGAGUCUGCCCUCCGCGGUCAUCGGAUAGGAUCCAAUGACUUCAUCAGAACGGCCCACAACUCCUUCGUCCGGCGCAUCGAGCAGCUCAACGCCGACUUAUUCCUCGCCAACGAGGCGGACACGGCGGCCAAGGCCAAGGCCAGAGCCCCGCGGAAGCGCACCGUCAAGGCCGACAAGCAGGAGCAGGCCGACGUGGAAUACGGAUACCACUUCAUCGCAUACCUCCAUGCUGCCGGACACGUCUGGGAGCUGGAUGGUAUGCGACCGAAGCCUCGCGACCUCGGAACCUGUGAUGCAGACAUGUGGACGCAUGUCGCCGGCCCGCGUAUCGAGGAGCGGAUGGAGCAGUAUGGCGCGAACCAAAUCGCCUUCAACCUCCUCGCCAUCUGCCAGACCCCCGUGGCGGAAGCCCGCACCUCCCUCGAGUCCGCAUUCGCGGAGAUGAAGUACCUCGCCACCCAGAUGAAUGACGACGGCGCGUUUCUCACGCGCGCGUCCAAGGUGGACGAGAAGCACGGCUUUGCCACCGGAAUUGACGUCUCCGAAUUCGAGCUGAGCGAUCCAGACGUCGACCACACCACCCUGUCGGCCGCUCGCAAGGCCCAACUAUGCCCCCCUGGCGUCGACGUCGACACGGCCCUCAAGACGUACGAUGAUCUCGUCGGCGCCCUCAGCAGUGCCAUGUUCACGUACCGCCAGGAGUGUAGCGACCGCGUGGAGGAGAUGAAGGUCGUCGAGGAGCGCACCAGGGACUACUCCCUGGGCGUCAACUUGUGGCUCACGAAGCUUGCUGAGAAGGGCCUUCUGGAGGGGCUCGUCAAGGAGUCGAGCGAGUAG
Molecule: messenger RNA, 1926 nt
Organism: Purpureocillium lilacinum
Lineage: Eukaryota; Fungi; Ascomycota; Sordariomycetes; Hypocreales; Ophiocordycipitaceae
Biological process (GO): ubiquitin-dependent protein catabolic process; protein deubiquitination
Cellular component (GO): cytoplasm
Molecular function (GO): cysteine-type deubiquitinase activity
Source: RefSeq, a predicted model, not a curated record